This is a messenger RNA of Tribolium madens (black flour beetle), 1862 nucleotides long. RefSeq names its product zinc finger protein 502-like. The transcript is spliced from 5 exons. Gene Ontology annotation, cellular component: nucleus; chromosome. Gene Ontology annotation, biological process: regulation of transcription by RNA polymerase II. Lineage: Eukaryota; Metazoa; Arthropoda; Insecta; Coleoptera; Tenebrionidae. The record is from RefSeq and is a predicted model, not a curated record. Gene Ontology annotation, molecular function: chromatin insulator sequence binding; zinc ion binding. Bases 646 to 1836 code for a protein of 396 amino acids.
UAUCGAUGACAGCCCCCAAAACUGUAAAAAUAAUUCCCACCUUCACGUCCAGUGAUCCAUAACACAUCGAUCGGUGGAACUUCGCUUUUUUUACUCGGGUUCGAUAGUGUGUUCAUCAAUGAACUCACUUUGUCUUCUUCGAGUUGAGACUGAAACGGUCUUAUUAUCGCAGACAUCGGCAUUUCGUGGACUUCGCUAAUUGCACCAGCGUGGAUACUCGUCAUACUGAAAAAGUGAACGAUUUUGAUAACAAUGGGGCAAUUAAUGCAUUUAACACUCCUUUAUACUUUCUCGUAGUACUUUGAUUAUCAUAAUUUGUUUACUUUCAUGAUAAUCAACUUUUAUUUUAAGUGCCAAUAGUCAAUUCUGUUAUAAUGUUAUUACUUUAUUAUGAUAUUUGAAAUUACCACAAUAAAUCGUAAUAAAGUUUUUAUUGGUGCAAAGGUAUGAAAUGAAAAAAUACAUUUAAAUAUUUUUUUUAAUUUUCACACUGGGCAAUGGUGCCACUUUGGAAAUUUGCAUGUCCACCAACCCCAAAUCUGAAAAUAGAAAAUCCCCAACUUGACCACUCUUAACCCCAUUUUUUGUGUAAUAAUUUUCAGGUUUCGGCACAAGUUUAAUCAAUUUUCGAAGAAUUUCUACAUAAUGCAAGUCUGCAGGUUAUGUUUACAGGAGGAACCGGAAAAUUUGAUUUCGGUGUUAAGUAAUAAAGAUGUAAUGGAAAAAAUUAAACACUAUGUUUCAAUUGAGAUUACAGAUAACGAUGAAUUGCCUACAACAGCAUGCAAUUCUUGUCUAGACAAAAUCAAUGAUUGGUCAGUUUUCAGAGAUAAUUGUGCAAAAGCCAAUGAAAUACUUUUAAAUUGGAUACAAAAGGGGCAAGGACUGCGUACUUGUAAAGACAAAUUUAAAUUCUUAAAGGAUUCCGAUGGUAGUCUGCAAGAUUUCAAAUAUUUCUUACUUGUUCAGCAUGAAAAAGAAAAACAGGAAUUUGAAGAUGAGAUUAAUUUUGAAAUUCCUGAAAAUGUGUACAUUUGUGAAAUAUGUUCACAGAAAUUUACCAAUUGUUUGGAAUAUUUGGACCACCAGCCUGCCCAUGAUGGGCACCCAGUAUUCAAGUGUGAUAAAUGCUCGGAGGUCUUUUCUACUAGACAAGACUUGGUUCAACAUGACAAAAAUCACAAACGCCCUUGCCCUAAAUGCGGCAAAAUGAUCCUCAAAACUAGUAUGAAACUCCACCUGAUCAAACACACCGACCGUCACAUGUGUUCUCAAUGUCACAGUUGCUUCAAUUCUCGAGCAGCCCUCCAACAACACAUCAUCACAAUCCACACGGACCGAAAAGACCACAUUUGUGAAGCUUGUGGAAAACGGUUCUCCUCUAAAACUGCAAUGACUGUCCAUUUGAAGUCACACAGUGAUGAGCGUCUCUAUGAAUGUAAAUUGUGUAAUUACAAGGGUAGGACUGCGUCCGCUGUGUAUGUCCACAUGUCCACACACGCCCGAGAAAUAUGCGUGUGUGAAGUCUGCUCGAAAAUAUUCAAAAGUAACCGGAAUUUAAACGAUCAUAUCAGGCGGGUCCACAGUAAAGAAAAGAAACACAAGUGCACAUAUUGCGAUAAGAAAUUUGUUGAUAGAUAUAUGUUGACGGUGCAUGUUAGGUGUCAUACGGGGGUGAGGCCCUACGCGUGUCAUUUGUGCGAAAAGGCGUUCAUUAGGUCAGAUGGGUUGAAGGAACAUUUAGCGACUCAUGGGGAGAGAGUUUGGUUCAAGUGUGAUAAGUGCGGACGGAAAUUUGCCUCGAAAAAAGGUGUAACGAGGCAUCAUUGUACUUAAUUAAUGAAUAUGGUCGUUUUUGUGCU